AUGUCUGAUCUUAUCGGUCCGAAGGUUGACUCCAAAGUUGACCGGGAGGAAUCUCCCUUGAGUACUUUGGAUGCAAAUGUCGGAAGCUCCCAGCGCGACACCAGCCGCCUUGUCGCCGCCAGCGACGUAGUCGCCAAUACCAAUAACCCGGACCCGGUUCAUGCCAACGUUGUCGUCACCGCCAGCAACGUCGUUGGCUCUAACGCCGUCGACAACGACAUUACCAGCACCAGUGUCGCGGAGACCAACGACGUCGGUACCGACUUCCGCAAUGCCGACGUCCAAAACUCCCAUAUCACCGCGACUGAACGCGACCUUCUGACACUCGCAGCUUUGCGUCUUGAAAUAAUCCGCGCGUUGGGCCCAGCACCUCCUGAGAUACAUCAAAUAAGCAAUCAAUGUCUGGAUAACUUCCAAGACCCAAGCUUCAGUCCAAUUGGAGAACCUGGUCCCACUGCACCGCCCUCAGUCCAUCCGCGACCUGUUGUCUUGGAUGAAAGCGAGAUCAGCUCGCUUGACCUAGGUCCCUGCAUUCAGACUACCAAUCUGCCCCCGCAGCUGAGCCUGCGCAACGCGACUUUGGCAAGUCUUCAUCGUGUGGGGCUUGCCGGUACCGCUGGACCCGGGCUCGUGCCUGGCCCCGAAAAUGACUCCGACAGAGUGAGUCAGCACCAACUCCGCGCCGAGGCCCUCGAGUCUGUUGUUAUCACCUCCACAAGUGGCUCAGUCGUCAGUGGUCCCCACUUCAGUCAGCGCCAACGCCGUCAGAAGGAGACCAAUCUCGUGCGUCCCACCCACGACGAGCUGUGGCAGUCCCCGGGCCCGGAGCAGAUUGGCCAUGGUCACGGAGAUCGUUUCUCUGACUGCGAAAAUGGGACAGAAUAUUUCGUAGAUGAAUCGAGCCGCCGCGUCUACUCCCUUUCGGCCCCGCACUCCCGUGGCUCGCCCAAGGCAAUAACCGCAGUUUCUCGGCCUGCUCUCUUUCGGUCCAUGAGCUCCUUCGGGGGAAUGGAACCGGAAUUUUUUGCUCUGUGUACCACUCAUCGGCUAAGUCAAAUUGCGGAGCGAGCCAGGGAAAAAGAAUCCAGCAACUAA
Penicillium bovifimosum is the source of this 1095-nucleotide messenger RNA. RefSeq lists its product as uncharacterized. Lineage: Eukaryota; Fungi; Ascomycota; Eurotiomycetes; Eurotiales; Aspergillaceae. The transcript has a single exon. The coding region runs from base 1 to 1095 and encodes 364 amino acids. The record is from RefSeq and is a predicted model, not a curated record.